AUGGAAUCUUCUGGUGCUGCUGAUUAUAUAUUUAAAAUUGUUUUGACGGGUGAUAGUGGUGUUGGCAAAAGUAAUUUACUAUCACGAUUCACUCGAAAUGAAUUUUCAUUAGAAUCUCGAUCAACUAUUGGAGUUGAAUUUUCCACAAAAGAAGUACAAGUAGACGGAAAAACGAUAAAAGUUCAAAUUUGGGACACUGCCGGUCAAGAACGUUUUAUGGCAAUAACAAAAGCUUAUUAUCGAAAUGCCUAUGGUGCAUUACUCGUAUUCGACAUUCUCAAAGCAUCUACAUUUCAAAAUUUAGAUCAAUGGUACAGUGAAGUACGAGCGAAUGCUGGUGUUGAUUGCUGCAUUAUUUUAAUCGGAAAUAAAUCUGAUCAACGACAUAUUCGAGCAGUUAUGAGUGAUGCUGCGAAAAAAUAUGCAGAUGAACGUAAUAUCAAAUAUAUCGAAACAUCAGCUUUGGAUGCCACUAACGUUGAACAAGCAUUUCGGACACUAAUACAAGAUAUUUAUAAACAGUUUUCAGAAAAAGUAAAUGUAGUGAAAGGCGAGUCAGACGUUGUCAGUCUGCCAAAAAAUCAACAAAACCAACAACAACAACAAAAUUAUUCAUCGAAUUCUCGGCCAAAUCAGUGUUGUUAA
Molecule: messenger RNA, 645 nt
Organism: Didymodactylos carnosus
Lineage: Eukaryota; Metazoa; Rotifera; Eurotatoria; Philodinida; Philodinidae
Source: the annotation of a GenBank genome assembly